CUGUUCCAGAAAUUCCUUUACCAAAGAUUCACCAACCAACUCACUCGCAUUCCAGGACCUGAGAUCUCAAAGUGGACAGACAUUGUUUACAAUUAUUACUGGUUCAGUGGAAGAGUCCCAUUCUAUAUCCACAGUCUUCACGAAAAAUAUGGCCCUAUUGUCCGCACAAACACGGCUCAAGUCGACAUCUGUGAUGUGGAUGUGGCACGAGAAAUCUACAAAACCAAUAGUCGCUACAUGAAGUCCGAAUUUUACAACAACCUUAUUGGCAAAAAUUUCCAAAAUAUGUUCAGUACCACCGAUCCCAAGUUUCAUUCCAGUCGACGACGUCUCUUGGCGACUCCCAUUUCCGACUCCGCUCUCACUAAACAUGAGCCUCUCGUCGCGAGUCGGGUACAAAUGGCCGUUGAUAAGAUAUCACAAGAAAUGCAGACCCAGGGAUAUGCCGACGUGUUUAAGUGGUGGUUAUUCAUGGCGACCGAUGUAAUUGGUGAACUGAGCUUCGGGGAAUCUUUCCAAAUGCUCGAGAGUGGGGUGAAAAACCAAUACACCAAGGAUUUGGAAAGUCUAUCAAGCCUCCAACCCAUCCGGACCACAUUCCCAACUAUGGUAUACCUUGCUCGAAGUCUCCCAUUACCGAUUUUCAACCGCGCCGGCGCAGUUGCAAAUAGGAUGACCCAGUACGCGCUACAAUCAUUGCAACGAUACACAAAGCACCUUGAAGAAAACCCCACGAACCCCAAGCAAACCCUCUUCACAAAAAUUCUCGACGAGAAAACGGGUCUCUCGCUAAAAGAUAUCAAAGGUGAAGCUCAGGGUUACAUCGUGGCUGGAAGUGAUACCACAGCGGUGACCCUGACAUAUCUCGUUUACUGCGUCUGCAGUGAUAUACGUGUACGAGAGAAGCUGGCAACAGAGCUCGCGGGACUCCCCUCGCCAGUCUCCGAUAAUGAUCUUCGAAACCUGCCCUAUCUCAAUCAAGUGAUUAGCGAGACACUCCGCUUACACACGGCCGUUCCACUUGGUUUACCAAGGGCCGUCCCUGUAGAGGGUGCCACAUUGAAGGGAAUGCAUGUUGCUGGUGGAACAACAGUAUCGUCGCAGUCUUAUAGUCUUCAUCGGGACCCAGAUAACUUCGCCGACCCUGAUCGGUUUUACCCCGAGCGAUGGGAAAACCCGAGCAAGGAUAUGAAAGAUGCUUCGAUACCGUUUGGUGCGGGCUCACGAAUUUGUAUUGGUAUUCACCUAGCACGGAUGGAGCUCAGGUUGGCAACGGCUUUAUUUUUCCGUCAGUUUCCUCGGGCUAGGGUCUCUUCCUGUGAGGGUAUGAGUGAUGAGGAUAUGGUUAUGAAGGCUUUCUUUUUGAUGGCUCCCCGGGGGCAUCGCUGUCUUGUAGAGGCGUGA
Penicillium verhagenii is the source of this 1404-nucleotide messenger RNA. RefSeq names its product cytochrome P450. Lineage: Eukaryota; Fungi; Ascomycota; Eurotiomycetes; Eurotiales; Aspergillaceae. The record is from RefSeq and is a predicted model, not a curated record. The transcript is spliced from 4 exons. Gene Ontology annotation, molecular function: oxidoreductase activity, acting on paired donors, with incorporation or reduction of molecular oxygen; iron ion binding; monooxygenase activity.